AUGGCAAGGAUUACCGAUCUCUCGAAUGAGCUCUUGCUUCAUAUCGGCUCCUUUCUCCACCUCCGCCUUUCGGCCAAGCAAUUCUUUCGUGCGCAACGCGAAGAAAAAGGACGCGAACUUAUCCUACAUGAACACAGAGCUUCCUUCCUGAACCUCUGCGUUGUGUCGAAGCGGUUCAACGGCGUCUUCACCAGGGAGCUGUAUCGUUUUGCCAGCAUUCAGAGUCGCAACGGCCCUCGUCAGCUGUUAUCACUCCUCCGCCUCCUUCGAUUCAAACCCGGCUUAUUCCACUGCAUUGAACGAGUUUAUCUAGACCUCAGACCAGCCCCAUAUGGCGGCUCGUCUCUCAGCCACACACAGAUGCUUCCGAUGAAGACCUGGGCAGAAGAGCUAGGCCUCACCGUCGACAACAAUAUCAUGACGACACUGGCGUUGUGGCAAUCACACGAUGGGAGAAUUCUGUCGUCUCAGUUCUCCCCAGAGGAGAGACGAAACUUUUGGCAAGUAGAGCAGAACAGUCUCGCUGUUCUUGCGGCAAUCCUCCUCGCCAGCCUUCACAGGGCUCAAGAAGUCGCCUUUUCGACGACCGCCGGCGUUCUUCGUCAUAUUCCAGUCUGCCUGGGCAUUGCUGGCAGCCAGAGUAAUGCGCCGCAGGGCAACCUCCUUCCAGCGCUAAAGUCACUGGUACUGCGGUCCGCGGGCACGCAAAUAACAGACAUCGAAACGCACCGACUCUCCCAAACCGAGAUCCACCACCUGACUGCAAUGUGGAAGAGCAUCUCCGAGGUAUGCCUGAAUGAGAUCUGUAUCUCCCAGGACGAGAACAUCGACGAAGCCGAGAAGCCAGAAAGCCGUGUCGCCAGCCUUAUUUUUCAGAAUGUUCAUUUCCGUCACGGCGACAGUUCCAUCGAAACUCUCUUGGUUGGCUACCGUAAUAUUUCAAAGUUUGGAUGCUAUAAUACCGGCACCAUCUUUCAUCCGUUUGGCUUCUUCUUGCCUACACCCCGCAGGCUCACCGAUGCCUUGGCUAACGAAAUUCGAGCGAACAAGCUGAAGAGCCUCUGCAUCUACAUGGAUCCCUUUCCGAAGAUUGAUACCUGUCGGGUAAAGGAUGUGAUUAAGGAGGAAAGUAAGGCAUGUAAGCCACUGGAAGCUCUAGGCAGUCUAGAAGCCUUCUCCAACCUUGAGCUCCUCUAUAUCGACAAGUGGAGCUUCAGAAACGGACCCAAGACAAACGUCCUUGUCAAGCAGAGAAGCAAAGCAGGCGAUCUAGUUCAAGCUGAAGUCGAGGUGCACGACGUCAUUCUCACACUUCCUCAUUCACUGAGGUGGCUCGCCGUGGGCGGCUGCACCGAUGGAGUUACGGGAAGCGUAUCGUGGUUUGCAAACAACCGUCGAAGUAUGCCCCAUUUCUACGCGCUGGCGAUACGCCGCUGCAAGGCAGAGGGUUAUGAGGCCCUGACCAAAGAGUUAAGAGGGUGGAUAAAGUUCUCAGCCUGCCAUUUUGUUCCUUUUGAACUCUUGUGA
Molecule: messenger RNA, 1527 nt
Organism: Colletotrichum spaethianum
Lineage: Eukaryota; Fungi; Ascomycota; Sordariomycetes; Glomerellales; Glomerellaceae
Exons: 1
Coding region: 1-1527 (508 amino acids)
Source: RefSeq, a predicted model, not a curated record